AUGCAGGGGCCUACUCGCUGUGCAGCAUACGAGAUUCUCUUGAACCAGGAGUCGAGCUGGUGUCCCCUUCAUUGCAAGGCGGACUCUCAACCACUGGACCACCAGGGAAACCUAAGAACAGAAGACUAUUUCCAAUGCCCCAUAUUAAUUUGUAUGAAAUCGGAUAAGACAGAGCAAUUGUCAGAAAACUGGAAUGGGAAUCACACAAGGGUGGUAGUGUUUAUUCUAGCAGGUUUAACAAGUGACCCACAAAUGAAAAUUGUUUUAUUUAUCUUCCUACUACUCACCUACUUGCUAAGCAUCACUGGCAAUCUGAUUAUCAUCACACUUACCCUGGUAGAUACUCACCUGAAGACCCCCAUGUACUUUUUCUUUCAAAAUUUUUCCUUUUUAGAAAUUUCAUAUACUACUACAUGCAUCCCUAAAUUGCUGGUUAUGAUGGCAACAGGAGACAAAACCAUUUCCUAUAACAGUUGUGUGACUCAAGUGUUUUUUGCCUUUCUUCUUGGCGCGUCUGAAUUUUACUUACUGGCAGCAAUGUCCUACGACCGCUAUGUUGCCAUCUGUAAGCCCCUGCAUUACACAACCAUCAUGAACGGUAAAAUCUGCAUGCAGCUUGUCCUCAGUUGUUGGUUUGCUGGAUUUUUGGUCAUCUUUCCACCACUCCUCUAUGGCCUAAACCUUGACUUCUGUGCUUCUACCUUUGUUGAUCAUUUCUAUUGCGACACCACUCCCCUCCUACAAAUCUCCUGCUCAUAUACAAAGUUAAUCGAGAUGAUGGGAUUCAUCUCAGCUGUGGUGACAUUGGUGAUCACAUUGGUAAUGGUGAUCCUAUCAUAUACCUCAUUAAUAAUUCUGUCCUACACAUAUAUCAUCAGAACAAUUUUGAGGAUCCCUUCUACCACUCAGAGGACAAAGGCCUUUUCCACGUGUUCUUCCCACAUGAUUGUCAUCUCCAUCUCUUAUGGCAGCUGCAUUUUCAUGUAUAUGAAUCCAUCAGCAAAGGACAGGGUGUCUUUGAGCAAGGGGGUGUCUGUGCUAAACACCUCCAUAGCUCCCAUGCUGAACCCCUUUAUCUAUACCCUAAGGAAUCAGCAAGUCAAGCAAGCCUUCAUGGAAAUGACAAGGAGGACUGUAUUUUUCUCAAGCAAAUGA
Rangifer tarandus platyrhynchus (Svalbard reindeer) is the source of this 1155-nucleotide messenger RNA. The record is from the annotation of a GenBank genome assembly. Lineage: Eukaryota; Metazoa; Chordata; Mammalia; Artiodactyla; Cervidae.